UAUAUUAUUUGCCCACAGAUUGGUUGUUUCGCAGCUCUGUGCCUAGAACUUCUUAAGAGAGACAGUUUGGUUGUUCUGUACAUAGGGUCAGGUAUAUUUGGUCUUUUCCUAAGUAGCAUCUACCCAUCCUCUGUAGCCCUUGCAGAGCAGCACAUCAGAAUGUCAGGAUUGGUAACGAGUUGUAUCGUGAUUGGAGCUGCUACAGGAGAGAUGACAUUCCCUGUAAUAGUUGGUAGGUUGAUCUUCCCAAUACAACCUAUGUUCUUCCUGGCCUUCUGUGCUGGAGCUUGCUGUCUUGGUAUCCUGGUCUUUGGUCUCCUCCAAACCAUAUCCUAUUGUUCGGCAGAGAAAGCUAAACCAAUUCCAUUAGCUGAAGGGGCAUAUAUGUGGUGUCGUAGCUGCUGCCUAGCAUCUAGAGAAAGCCUCCUGUUUGGGGAAUCUAAGUACUACACAACUCUGACGGACACCAAUUCAGCCUACAAAGUUAUAACUACCAAGGAACAGUUUCAGAUGAAACCGUCCGCCAAAUCCUCAGAAUUAGAAACAGAGUUGGAUGACAGUGAUAAAAUCCAUGGGGAUGCGCCUAGAUAAUGAGAAUUGUGCUUGUGCAAGAUGUCAUGUGCAUGAUUUGUUUUAUUUUUGUUUUGUCAAUGGCAAAUCAUGUACAAGAAAAAAAAAUGAAACUGUAAAUAUUUAUCUGUUUAUGCUACCUGGCCCAGGAUCACAAAAAUAUUGGCAGAAAAUUGAGAAAUAUUGAGUGAAGGCCAUGUUUGUCUCUGUACAAUUCAUCUGUCAACCUACCUGAGGAUGUAAUACAAAAAUACAAAAUUAAAAUUUACAUUAGAUUGUAUCUGUUGUACUGUAUUUGUUGUAUCUGCUUUACAUUUAACAUUAGUUUUACAAUUUAUUGUAUCUUUAAUGUUUCAAGGGCCCAUUUCAUAAAUGUAACUGUCAUUAUGGUAAAUACCAUUGAAACAGGGCUUGCCAGGCAUACCAUAUCAGAGUUUCUAUUUAGACAUUAUUUAACAAAGUUAUCAUCAUUAUUAUUCCUUAAUGAUAAAGAUCAGGACUUGUCCUAUAUCAACCCUGUGGAUAGUGUAGUGUUUGUUAAAAGGGUUAAGUUUUGGAGUGCAUGAACUAUGUCUCAUUAUUACCCAUCUAGUUUUGACAAAUGCAAAUAAAAUGUGCAUUGUGUUAUUAUGUUAGUCCACAGGAUAAGGAAAGAUUGACCGUAGAUCUAGAUCCGUAGGAUGAAGAUCGAGGGUCACUCUCUUCAUCAUUGUGAUCAACAAUCCAGUGCCUCCCUAAAAUCAAAGAUGUUUGGGAGGACAUGAUAUAUAUAUAUAUCUGUAAAUAGCCAGAGUGAAUUCAUUGCUAAACAAGAGAUCAGGGUCAACAUAUCUUGAUCGCGAGCUUGAUCUUGCCAAUCACAUUUGGAGUGGGACUAUAGCAUGAAAUGGAAUAUUGUACUAGUUUGCAUUAAGUGGUUAAAUCUAUAUUAAUAAAGAAAUGCAGUAAAGGCCUGGUCACACCGCCCUAGCGUUGUUGGAGUGGAGAGAAGAAAUCAUCGCUCGCUGCCGUUCACCAUUUUCGAUUUUUUUUUUUUUGUUGUUUUUUCCCCCAAUUUUGUGAGCGAAAUUCUACCCUCUCAACCUACCGCUCCAACAACGCUCGGGCGGUGUGACCAGGCCUUUAGGAGGGCUUUUGAUUGCCAGAUUUUUCAAUGAAUCUUUUUUUUUUGGAAAAAAUGAAUCCCCAUAGUUCCGUUACAUUUUGAGUCAAAUUUUCAUGUUUGAAAUAUAGAGUUACUGGAAGGCAACAACCUAAUUUCCAUUAAUAGUGGAUAUAACCUCUUUUUUGUAUAUGAUUUCUGUAUUAAAUAUGUUUAUCUCUCUGUAGGAGGGGACACAGACCGUGGGCAGUGAUACUAGGAGGGGUGAUCGGUUGCCCCCUGUAAAUCUAGAUUUAUUUUGUUUAAAGCAACCAAUGGGAGAAAGUUGUCUUGUGCCCUUCCCUUGACAAGAAAUUCUUGCACGCAAACUGAAAGUGGUGCAGAAAUCUUCAAGAAUAGAAAAAAGUUGUCUUUGAAUUCUCCAUGUGAAGAGCCAACCUUGCUUUAGUGUAUUGUUGAAUAACAUUUCUAUGUAUGUAAAUAAUAUUAUUUGUUUCAUGUUUAACUGUGGAAAGGUCCUGAUAUAUUGAUGAUGAUGGUAUUGUACUAAUAAAUCUAAUGAAUCAAUUUUUUGUUUGGCAAAUGCAAAGAAUAAUUGGUUGAAUUACCCUCAUGGGCAUGAGACAUAGCCCAUCUUGUAGCCAAAUAAUGAAUUACCAUGAGGGCCCUGUGCCAUAAACCUUAGCAAUAAAUCAUGGGGGUGAUUGAUUGAUUGAAUUCAUUAUUUAAAAAUGAUCAAUUGUAAGAAUCCCACCUGUGAUCAAUUCUUAAGGUUAAGGUUAUGGGCCCUGAAUAGCAUUAAAAAUGUGAUGGUCAUUAUCCUCCCACCCCCCCCCCCACGUCCUGAAGAAUUGGUUUGAUACAUUCCUCAGAAUGUUUGUAUUUUUUUUUCUAAGUACCAGUGAAUUUGUGAUAUUCAUGAUUGAAUUUUAUUUUAAAGAGUUCUUUAUCUUUGUUCUGCAUAAUGUCACAUCAAUCUGUAGAUUUGCUUAUAUCAUGUUUUUCACAAGCUAAGAGUAAGAUGUAAGAAAAAUGAAGCUAAGAAUUAUUUUAUUUUUAUACAUGUAUCUCAUAUUUUGUUUAUAUUGAAUCUUAUUUUGUCUGAUGAUGUUGUCUAUGAAGUACUGUGGAAAUGCUUUCAGAAAUGUAGAAAACAAAGUGGUAAAGAUUUGGAAGAUAUGACAAAAAAGUUACUUGAAAUAUAUAAAUUUGUAAAGCAAAUUGCAAGCUGUAUAGUAUAGCAUUAUGUGAAAGAAAGCAAUUGAUUUUACUACAGUGUAUGAAGAAAUCAUGUAGUGAUUGCCAGAUACCUCGGAAAAUAGCCUUUUCGAUAUUUUGAUAUUCAAUUGAUGAGUAAUUUAGUAUUGAUUAAUUGCGGACAGUAAGGAAGUUUUAAAAAUGAAUAUGUAAAAAAGUUGAAAAAUGUACUUUGAUAUUCAUAGUUUUCUUCAUCGAUUCACCAGUAAUAUACUUAUUGCUCGUAGAUCCUCGGCAAUAAAUGAGACGAAAUGAUUUGGAAUUUGCUUCAAAUGGACCUGCUCAUUUUAAAUACUGAAAGGAAUCUCUAUAUUUAGUUCAAACGUAUGUUUAGAUUUGUUCACCCUGACUGAAUACUGGUGGUGUGUAUAACAAAUAAGGCUGAAAAAAAAAACAGUUUCACAAAAGUAGCAUGGUGUAAUCAUCAUUUUUAUUGCCCAUUUUUGUUCAAUAUGUUAUAUAUUUCAUUAAUCUUGGAAUUAUGUAAUCUUGGAAAUCAAAAUCUAAAAUGAUUUGAACCAAUGAGAGAAGUAUGUUAGAAAUAUUUUUGCAUGAUAUGUUUUUAAAUAUGUUACAUAAUAAGAAUAUUACCCCAUUCUUCACAAAUUGAUAUAAGUUGUAAAGCUUAAUUUAGCAUAUCAGCCAAAAUAAUCAGCCAAAUUGCUGUCUUUGACCCAUGUGUAGUAAAUUGGUACCUGACAGGAAUGUUAAUUACAUGAAUCAGCUGAGUGUCAGGAAUGGCAGACAGUCUGAGGUGGGUAAUAAUGACAAUUAGUGCCUUUAGCACUCUGAAAGCUGGAUAUUGGCUCAGUCGGUAACGCGUCUGCCCGUCGAACCAAAGAUCGUGGGUUCGAGUCCACCCCGGACGGAUGACUGAAGC
Messenger RNA from Lytechinus variegatus (green sea urchin), 3809 nucleotides. RefSeq lists its product as uncharacterized. The record is from RefSeq and is a predicted model, not a curated record. The transcript has 4 exons. NCBI's taxonomy places the organism in Eukaryota, Metazoa, Echinodermata, Echinoidea, Temnopleuroida, Toxopneustidae. Bases 160 to 591 code for a protein of 143 amino acids.